Durusdinium trenchii is the source of this 2932-nucleotide messenger RNA. Lineage: Eukaryota; Dinophyceae; Suessiales; Symbiodiniaceae. The record is from the annotation of a GenBank genome assembly.
CCGUGUUUCAGUCUGCUCCAUGCGGGGCCUUGGGGAUCGCCAGGCGGAACCGGUCUCAAAGACCCCGGUGGCGGUUUUUUCCGCCGAUCGCCGAUCGCCUAGGUGGGUCCAGGCGGGACACCUCGUGUGGCCCCUCAGCGCGCUCACCAGUCCGUCACCAUCCAGCGAGCCUGGCUUAGAGGUUCCGGGCCACGGCGUGUGGCGCCUCGAGAAGAUCGAAGCACCGGUGGGCGUUGUCCAGGAACUCUUUAGCGGCUCGGAGGGUGCCAUUCGGAUUCAAAGCCGCUGUGGCUUUUACGCCGAGGUGCGGCCCUCGGAAGAGGCCAGUUGCUGUGGCCGCUGCACGGCGCUCCCCGCUGCACCGGGCGUCGGGCCUGGCGUGGUGGUCUCCAAGAGCUUGGUGAACUUCCAACCGCCUCGCGCGGGCUUUUGGCCCCGGCACUUCGUGCGCGCCCACGACGAGGCCAUGGAGGUGAUCCACAGCCUGGCCUCCUUGCGCGGCUCCGUGUUGUCGCGCAGCGCCGAGCGCUGGCGGCGCCUGGAAGGGGAGAAGGCAGUGGUCUUGGAGUUAGCCGACGACACGGCGAAGCGCGUGGGCCUAUGGCUCUUCUGUGGUCGCUACUUCACGCGCGUGCUGGGACACGAGGGCGUCGUCAGUAGCUGUUGCUGUGCCUCCCUGGGGCGCUUGAAGAGGAUGCGCGGCCAUGUCGUCGAGGACGAUUUGCGCCGAUAUGAAGCGCUGGAGGGAGAAGUGGAGGCCAAGGGUGAGCUACGGAUCACCCGUGAUGUCUGGCGACAAAGCGAGGGCGUGGUGCUUUUUUCCUCAGAGAGGUCUAGCGCGCAGCUGAAGCGUUCAGGUGGUCAGGCUUCUCUUCUCCUAUGCCUUCCCAGUGGCGUUGAGGAAUGGAAGGUGCACCGAUGGGAGUUUGAUCCCUUCGAUGUCGAAGAGGAGGUGCAGGCGCCUCGCAGUGUCCGUCCAGAGCCUCCAAGGAAGGUGGCAAAGGUGGCGAAAGUGGCCUUCAAGGCGCCCAGCAAAGAGGAGCAGGCAGCUCAAGCAGCCAAGGCUUCCAAGUUCGCCUCUGCAGUGGCGGCGGCCGCCAAAGCCGUGGCCGCCGCCACGGAACGGCCGCCCUCCAGCGAGGCGCCGCAGCUGCCGCAGCUGCCGGUGUUCAGCAGUGAAGGUGAGCCUGCCGAACUCGCCGGCCGAACUCGUGCGGCAGCUGCGAGUGCCGGAACCGCCGCAACCGCCAGUGCCGAGGCAGCACAGGAGCCGGCCGCGCAGGUCCCAGCGCAGACAGAGGCGCCGUUGUCGGCGACACAGGCGGAGCAGCUGGAGCAGCUGCGGCAGAUUCUCAGUGGGCAGGUCUCGGCGUCCACUGGCUCGGCGGAGAAGCCGCUGCCGCCCUGGAAGAGGCCGACAGCGACGCAGAACGCGCCAAGCGACGGCGACGCCAAAACGGAGCGCCACAUGCGCGAUGCCACGUCGCUGCGCUGUGAUGUUCACGAAGAAAUGGAGUACACCGACUUGGAACCGGGCCUUCAGUCAGUGGCCUCAGGUGGGCAUGUGCUGAAUUGCCAGGAGAUUUCGGCCUUGAAAGCAGGGCUGGCGCUGAUGAAGGCGCAGGACAAGUUCCAACAGGUCUGCUUCUGGGGGAAGAUCUUCGGCCUCACGGCGGACUACUACGUGGCGUAUGGACUAGCGGCUGGGAACUUUGAGUUUCCCACGAAACACUUCUUCUUCGCCGGGAAGGAUUUCCAGUUCGCUCCACUCACGGCUCCAACACCAGAGGAGGCGGUGCGUUUGCUGGAGCUGAGCGGCGAGAAGCCCUUGACCGGCAUCGGCAGUACCUCCUUGGAGGUGGCAAAGGAAGAGGAGCCCGUGGAGGAUCCACCGGAGGGCGAGUCCGGAACCCUGGAAGCCGACUCUGGCGGCUGCCACGGCCGCCCCAUGCGCGCGUGGUGGAUGAACGCGGUGCCCGGUGUACGUGGUAUUGGGGUGAUGCGCGACCUCUUCUCUUCUCAGUGUGCGUGUGCUCUGGACCUCAAUGUGCGCCCGCCGAAUGAUGUCGUGCGACGAAAGUGCACGAACUGCGUGACACCCAUGGUCUUCAGUGCCUUCUUGUUGCCUCACUCCUACUUGCUUCAGAAGCCGGAGCCGGAGGAUCUGAAGGCGGCCAUCGAAAGAGAGUUGCCAGAGGCUCAGCCGGGCGAGGGCGACGUUUGCUCGGUGUGCUUAGAGGGCUUCGACGUCGCAUCUGCCAAGCAGUUAAAAUGCAAGCAUUGCUACCACAGCGAUUGCUUGACCAGCUGGGCCCGCUCGGAGCAACGGCGGCGGCAGACUCCCCACGGCCUGGUGCGGAUCGUGUGCCCGCUUUGCCAGCCCAGCCCACUUGUCAUCUCCCCCUUGUCGCAGUCGUUCCUCUCAAGUGCUGCCUCUGAGAGAGGUGCAGCCAUCGCUCUCAAGCGUGUGAGGCCUGUGCCCGCUGGCCCCAAGAAGCUCACAGAGGCAGAUCGAUUGGCACAGCUGGUCUUGGAGAUCGACUUCGAGACCUCUUGCGUACCUCGAGGCGCUUAUUGCAUCGAUGAGCAACACUCCAUCGUCAGCUCCAACGACUUCAAAGGCCUCGGCGUGGCGGACGCUGCGGCGCUCACCAGCUACGUGCACUUCCGCGCGCCGGUAAGCAUUGCGGCGUUGCGCAGCCUGGCACGCAAGGACGCGCAGGUCUACAGUGGCCAGAUCUUGGAUGGCUUGGACAGCGAUCAGCCCAAGGGCUGUUGGGCCCUCCGGAAGGACCCAACGGCGAACUUGGUGACCUUGAGAUCCCUGAGCUGGCCGGGCUACAUCGCCUAUCAUGUGCCCGAGACCCGAAAGUUCGGCGGCCUCUACUUCGGCUAUGCGCAGAAGGAUCUCUCCCUGCCGUUUGUCCUAUGA